UGCGCUGCCCGCGGCCGAGUCCCGGGGCACUGGGCCGCCGGUGCUGCCGUUCCGCCUGCCCGGCGACUUCGGCCCCCGGAGCGGCAGGGCAGACCGACAGCUCCGGGGUCGGAGAGCUGACCAAGCGCGCGGUGACAUGGCUCAGGGGAAUAAUUACGGGCAGACCAGCAACGGGGUGGCAGACGAAUCACCCAACAUGCUGGUGUACAGAAAGAUGGAAGACGUCAUAGCACGCAUGCAGGAUGAAAAAAAUGGAAUUCCUAUUCGUACCGUCAAAAGCUUUCUUUCCAAGAUACCUAGCGUCUUCUCUGGGUCAGACAUCGUUCAAUGGUUAAUAAAGAACUUAACUAUAGAGGAUCCAGUGGAGGCACUACAUUUGGGAACAUUAAUGGCUGCCCAUGGCUACUUCUUUCCGAUCUCGGAUCACGUGCUCACACUCAAAGAUGAUGGCACCUUUUACCGGUUUCAGACACCCUAUUUUUGGCCAUCAAAUUGUUGGGAGCCGGAAAACACGGACUAUGCGGUUUAUCUCUGCAAGAGAACAAUGCAAAACAAGGCAAGGCUGGAACUAGCCGACUAUGAAGCUGAGAGCCUGGCCAGGCUGCAGAGAGCAUUUGCCCGGAAGUGGGAGUUCAUUUUUAUGCAAGCAGAAGCCCAAGCAAAAGUGGACAAGAAGAGGGACAAGAUCGAAAGGAAGAUCCUUGAUAGCCAAGAGAGAGCAUUCUGGGACGUCCAUAGACCUGUGCCUGGAUGUGUAAAUACUACUGAAGUGGACAUAAAGAAGUCAUCCAGAAUGAGAAACCCACAUAAAACACGGAAGUCUGUCUAUGGUUUACAAAACGACAUUAGAAGUCACAGCCCUACCCACACACCCACACCAGAAACUAAACCUCCAACAGAAGAUGAAUUACAACAGCAGAUUAAAUAUUGGCAAAUACAGUUAGAUAGACAUCGGUUAAAAAUGUCAAAAGUUGCUGAUAGUCUGUUAAGUUACACAGAACAGUAUUUAGAAUAUGACCCAUUUCUGGUGCCACCUGACCCUUCUAACCCGUGGCUAUCUGAUGAUACUACCUUCUGGGAACUUGAAGCAAGCAAAGAACCAAGUCAGCAGAGGGUAAAACGAUGGGGUUUUGGCAUGGAUGAAGCAUUGAAAGACCCAGUUGGGAGAGAACAGUUUCUUAAAUUCCUAGAGUCAGAAUUCAGCUCAGAGAAUUUAAGAUUCUGGCUAGCAGUGGAAGACCUGAAGAAAAGGCCUAUUAGAGAAGUCCCUUCUCGAGUUCAGGAAAUAUGGCAAGAAUUUCUGGCUCCUGGAGCCCCCAGUGCCAUUAACUUGGAUUCUAAGAGCUAUGAUAAAACCACACAGAAUGUGAAGGAGCCUGGACGGUACACAUUCGAAGAUGCUCAGGAGCACAUUUACAAAUUGAUGAAAAGUGAUUCAUACCCACGUUUUAUAAGAUCCAGUGCCUAUCAAGAGCUUCUACAGGCAAAGAAAAAGGGCAGAAACAUCCCUAUUUUCCCAUGCCAUAAAAACUGUACACCAACACUGAGGGCCAGCACUAACCUGUUAUGAAAAGAGGGGAAAUCUCUCACAUCAAAGAGGUUAACAAGCCUCGUUCAGUCUUACUAAAAGGAUCUUCUUGUAGCAUGGAAGCAGACUGGAGUCACUGCAUAUACUUUGUAGCUCUGUGUUGUUACCUGGACCAGAGGACUUUAGACCAAGACGUUGCAUGAGCAAAGGACCUGAAUUGUUCUCUCUUUGUGUACAUUAAGACAUUGCCAUUCCAAGGGACUCCACCAUCCCAAUGCCUCCAUUUCAAAAUGUUGUCUGCUUACUUUCUCCUUGUACUGAGCUGGAUCUGUGUGUUUUCCGUUUUAACAAAAGCUCGAGUGGAGUUAACCUUUCUUUUCCUCCUAAAGCUUCUGCUAGACACACAAUUCACUGAGAAUUCACUCAGUCAAAACCUGGAAGAACUGUAAAAGAAAAAAGCAUUUAUCAAUAAGUAUACACAUGGCUUCACAUUUAUUAAACAGUAAAUUAGCACAGAAAGUUUCAUUUCACCAAUGUUCACAGUCAGAAACUAGCUCUGUCUUUGUUGUCUAUACAUUCUCGGUUAAUGUUUCUUGCAUUUAUUUUUAUACCAUAUUUAAAUAAGAAACACCUUUUACUCCCAAUGUAUUAAAGUUGAUCCCUUCUCUGUAAAUUUGUGUAUGUUUAUAUUGUUGUUUUAUCUUUCAUUAAAAGAUGCAGAAUCUCA
This is a messenger RNA of Suricata suricatta (meerkat), 2255 nucleotides long. RefSeq names its product regulator of G protein signaling 7 (gene RGS7). Gene Ontology annotation, biological process: intracellular signal transduction; regulation of G protein-coupled receptor signaling pathway; G protein-coupled receptor signaling pathway. Lineage: Eukaryota; Metazoa; Chordata; Mammalia; Carnivora; Herpestidae. The coding region runs from base 137 to 1570 and encodes 477 amino acids. The record is from RefSeq and is a predicted model, not a curated record. The transcript has 18 exons.